UCGAAGCCGAGGAUGUAAAUAUAAAUGGCCAUCUUGUCUGCCUCAUUUAAUAUACAUGAUAUUAUUUUCCAUUGUUCCGAACACAGGGAGACUGUUCAACCUGGGCGCACUACAACCAUGGGCCGACUGCCAUACCCCAAGUUCCACUCGGAGCUGGACUCACCCAAGCACGAAACACUGAACGUGUUUAAAAUCCUCUCGUAUAGCCCAAGCACUGUCAACCACUGGAUCAACAUAGGUCAUGCUCAUUUCAAGUCUCUUUCUCUGACUAAACGUGACCGCGAGCUGGCUAUUUUUCUGAGUACGGCCAAGUUCAAAUCCACAUAUGAGUGGACGCAUCAUCUCGCUGGUGCUUCUAGAGUCGGUAUUACUAAAUCACAGUUGGUUGAAUUAGAAGCAGCAGGAUCAAGUACCCAAUACUUUGGCAGCCGCAAGUUCCGCGCUGAGGCUGGCUUUAGUGGGCGAGAUGUUCUUCUGCUUUCCUUGGUUGAGGCCAUCAUUGAGCACCCACAUGUCAGCGAUGAUCUCUGGGCAAACGCAAAAAAGGUCUUUUCUGAACGAGAAAUCGUUGAGCUCAUCUCUAUACAGGGGUUCUACUAUACCCUGUCUCGUCUAACGACCGUUGUGGAUAUUGAUCUAGAUGCGCACGCCAAGGCGAAGCUCUGAGUGAUUGUCAAGGAAUUAGGGUGAUUUUGAGUCGAUUUUUCUACAUUUUAGGGGCUAAAUUAUAGCACAUUACCACGUAUGCAUAUUAAUGUGCGUUGUAUUUUAUAUGCUCUUCUGCCACAGUGUAUGCUUGUCGCCAUCGCCCUUCUCUAGCGCGUUGAUCAUCGGUGGAAGUAUGGCAUGACUAUUUUGUUAGAAAAGAAGCAGGUAGG
This is a messenger RNA of [Torrubiella] hemipterigena, 878 nucleotides long. Lineage: Eukaryota; Fungi; Ascomycota; Sordariomycetes; Hypocreales; Clavicipitaceae. The record is from the annotation of a GenBank genome assembly.